GCUGAGGAGAGAGGAUAUAUGGAGAACAGUUUCCGGGGGUUAGAAGUGGAGUUCUAAAUUUGUGUUUGAUAGUAUUUUACCUUGGCGGCACCGACAGCAGGAGAGAAUGCCGCCAGGAGAGACUGGUGUUGGGGCCAGGCCCUACGGCAGUCCAGUACUGAGCCUGGGGGCCCUCGGGGUUCUUGGAGCGAAUGGGAAAUCUGGGCAAUACGGAGAUACUGGUGCUGGUCCUGUUGCUGGUGCAGGUCUGUUGCCCUACGGGGGCCAGGCAGUGGUUCCUGCCAGGCUUGGGGCAGAGGUCAAGGUUGACAGUUUUGGUGAAGGGCCCGUGCCCUAUAUAGGGCAGCCCUUCCAAUCCACAGGACAGCGGACUGGCGAUAACCUGGGUGGGCUGGCUGCUGCACUGGGGUUGGACCCUGCUGCCAGUAAAUAUGGUGAUGGGGCAUAUCUGGGCGCUGAAAUCCCAGCAGGGGGGAAAAGCGCAAAAUUUGAGCUGAAUGAGUUCCUGGAUAACAGACUGAGAGGCUAACUCUGAGCGCCGCAGCCCUGAGUGAAGACCAAAGACCGGCUCCAUCAUGUUUCCAUUGUGUGUUUUUGUUGCUGUUCUUCAUCAGUUCUGUUUUCAGUUGUUUCUGUCUUUCUUGCUCCCUAUCAGCAUCUGUCCUUGCUGCCAUCCUUUAAGACCCUGCUGACAAAAACCAGCUCAGUCUCGGUUUUGCAACAGCUGGUAGCUGGUUGACCAGCUCCAUACUCAUGGUUUGACCAACUCAAGCUAUGUUUUGAAGCAGCUGGAAGCUGGAAAUUUCAAGCUCGUCAUAGCUGUAUUUUACACCAGGGGACUGUGGUCUUCUUCUGUGCAUAU
Conger conger (European conger) is the source of this 862-nucleotide messenger RNA. RefSeq lists its product as uncharacterized. The coding region runs from base 107 to 529 and encodes 140 amino acids. The record is from RefSeq and is a predicted model, not a curated record. NCBI's taxonomy places the organism in Eukaryota, Metazoa, Chordata, Actinopteri, Anguilliformes, Congridae. The transcript is spliced from 7 exons.